AGAUCCGCCAGUGCACUUCCCACCGAUCUUAGACGGCAUGCCACGCGCCAGCGAACUGGGUGACAUCAUGCGCUCUUUGCCCUUCAGCGGCUUCGUCUCGCACGCGCGCGCCGCGCUCGAUCCCGUCGAGCGCGAUCUCUUCCAGGUCGACAUGGAAACCACGAUGUCGAGCUUUGACGCGUUCGACAGGGAGCUCGAGCGCAAGCUGGACGAGUACUAUGCCAGCUGCACGCUAUGGGACAACGACGAGGAAACCGAGUACUUCUUCAGCACGCCGCUAUGGGAGCAGCAGCCUAAGGGGCUACGGAACCGAGAUGCUCCAGCAAAGUCGAAUGUGGCCAUCACUGCGGUCGCGCGUUCAAAUACACAGAGCACCAAAGGAGGGAUCGGCGGUGGGAGAGCUAGUCGCGCACCCUCUGCCAUGUCCAAUCGCUCUGCCACUGGCAAAUCGAUCAAGGCUGCUCCCAGUGUGACAGGUGCAGGCAGUGCUAGCAGUGUGAGUGCGAAGAGAGCAGCCACGGUCAACAAGGGCGCUGUGUCAGCACGGGCAACCGCGUUGCGUCCUGGCUCGCGCAUCGUUGCCAACGCGAGUACCAGCGUAAACGGCGUGCGCUCCACCGCCGCUGCGACUGCGACUGCAUAUGCAAGCGUCGCUAGGCGCACGACCAGUACCGGCGCCGGUGCUGCCCCUUCCAAGCAAGCUGCAGCGGCAAGCAUGAGUGUAGCUUUGAGCCGAACACUUGGCAUUCAGACGCCAAGCUCAAUCACUUCCGCCGCGAGAAGUGGGGUGCGACCACCUGGCGUGCUUAGAGCAACGAAGCAGCAGGUGCGCCAGCCUGCGCCCUCGGCUACAAGAGCUGGCCCAGGAGCAUCAUCGAAGAAGCGUCCACCACCACUAUUUGACUGGCGCGCAAAUGAGCACGAUCGCCUUACCGAAUGGACCGAGACGACGCUUGCGCAGAUGGAGGCGGAGGUUGAUGCCCGCGUGGUGGAGCUGUGAGGCCGACAUUCACGGCUUGCGACGCAGCACGCUUUUCUCGCAGAUUGUAAUACUAGCACUUAGCACCCUUGUCAUGCCACUCAUGGCAAUUUGAUCAGCAUGUAUCCAGGAUUUUUCGCAAUGAUGA
Messenger RNA from Tilletiaria anomala UBC 951, 1127 nucleotides. RefSeq lists its product as uncharacterized. The coding region runs from base 38 to 1000 and encodes 320 amino acids. The transcript has a single exon. NCBI's taxonomy places the organism in Eukaryota, Fungi, Basidiomycota, Exobasidiomycetes, Georgefischeriales, Tilletiariaceae. The record is from RefSeq and is a predicted model, not a curated record.